AUGGCCUCCCUGCCCCCCGACCACUUCGUCAAGACCCUCCAAUUCACAAAACGAGUCCACCGCGACGUCUACCCCGCCAUCGACCCCUCCAACCCGGACCUCGCGCUGCCGGGCAAGGUCGUCAUCGUCACCGGCGCGAGCCGGGGCAUCGGCGGAAACGGCCUCGUCCCCGCCUUCGCCAAAGCCGGCGUCAAAGCCAUCGUCCUCGUCGCCCGCUCCGCCGACCGCCUGCACGCCGUCGCCGCGCACGCCAAGACCCUCAACCCGGCCCUCGAGACCCUCGUCUGUCCGACCGACAUCACGGACGAGGCGGCCGUCAAGGCGCUUUUCGAACAGGUGAGGGGGGCGUACGGGCACGCGGACGUGUUGGUCAACAACGCCGCCGUGUGUCCGACGGGGUCGUUGACGGAGACGGAGCCCAAGGCGUGGUGGGGUGACCUGGCGACCAACAUCACAGCGACGUACUACCCGACCCACCACUUCCUCCUCUCCCUCCCGUCCACGUCCCACGGCGAGAUCCUUAACAUCGCCACGGCCGCGCACACCGUCCUGCCGACCAUGUCGUCCUACUUCCUCUCGAAGCUCGCAUCCCUCCAGCUCUCCGCGUUCGUCGCCGCCGAGAACCCCAACGUCACGGCCAUCUCGGUGCACCCGGGCCUCGUGGCGACGGAGAUGACGCUCGACAUGUUCCGCCCGUUCGCGUUCGACACGCCGGCGCUGGUGGGCGGGACGGCGGUGUGGUUGUGCGGGGAGCGGGCAAGGUUUCUCGGGGGCAGGUUCGUCGCGUGUAAUUGGGACGUGGAGGAUUUGGAGGCGCGGAGGGAGGAGGUUGUGGGGGAGGGGUUGUUGACGGUUGGGAUUACGGGAAGGUUUGGGGCGGAGUUGUUUGAGUGA
Colletotrichum karsti is the source of this 894-nucleotide messenger RNA. RefSeq names its product short chain dehydrogenase reductase. Gene Ontology annotation, cellular component: membrane. NCBI's taxonomy places the organism in Eukaryota, Fungi, Ascomycota, Sordariomycetes, Glomerellales, Glomerellaceae. The coding region runs from base 1 to 894 and encodes 297 amino acids. The transcript is spliced from 3 exons. The record is from RefSeq and is a predicted model, not a curated record.